Molecule: messenger RNA, 957 nt
Organism: Durusdinium trenchii
Lineage: Eukaryota; Dinophyceae; Suessiales; Symbiodiniaceae
Source: the annotation of a GenBank genome assembly
AUGGGGAUGUUUCGCGCUAGCUGCUGCCCGCGCCGAUGGCAGUGGUCGGAGACACCCCGCACAAGCCCUCAACACGUCUCAGCCAAGAGAAGUGAGGGUGACAAUUGUGUAAUCGGGGCUUCCUGCGCCUCUACAGAAUCUUUUGAGCAGGAGAGCGUUGAGUCGGACGAUACUCCUGCACCGAAACUGCUGCCACGUGAAUUGACUUUAGAAGAGCGGCAGGUAGCUUGGUUUGCUGCCAAUUUUGAUGAUGCGUCAGGAGGUCAGGCCGUGCCGAUCGCCCUGUGGAUUCUUGGCCCAUCCUCAGUUGGCAAAUCGACGAUCUCGGUCGACACAGCACCCAGAUUCGACAUCCCAUGUAGAACAGCAGAUAAUCCAGGUGGUGACCAGAGGCGGCGACUGGAUGCUGUCAUAAUUGAUGGCGAGUUCAUGAGGGAUGCUCAUGGAGUUUGGAAGGAAUGGAUUGAAACUGACGAUUGGAGAUCUGCAUACCCAGCCUUGAAGGCAAUCAUCAACCAUGAGAAGGAGGAGCUGUGUCAUGAGGCCGUGCGUCAACGAAAACACUUGGUCAUCCCCCAGACAGCGCUUAAGUUGCCUAAGGCACUUGCAGAAAUGGAGAUGUUGAUCAAAAGUGGGUACACUAAUCAUGUCCUCGCAGUUGUUGCUCCACUUGCCGAAUGCCAGCAGAGGGGGUGGAAGCGGGAGCUUACAACUGGCAAACGCUACCAAGCAGAUGAGUUUCAGCAAUCCAUCUCAGCGAUCCCACCAUUGAUCGCCAGCAGCAACGGCCGGUACGCGGUCGUUCGUGCUCGCGAGCGCAGUGGCACGACGCACGGGAUGGACUUUGAUGUGCUACAAGAAGGGUUCGGUGGUGGUGCCGUGAGUGGGUUGAGCACGCCUGCUCCCCCAGUAGCCAUGAUCGAGGCAGCAAUCAGCCGGGCAGUCGGAACAGGCUGA